Molecule: messenger RNA, 8163 nt
Organism: Nerophis lumbriciformis (worm pipefish)
Lineage: Eukaryota; Metazoa; Chordata; Actinopteri; Syngnathiformes; Syngnathidae
Source: RefSeq, a predicted model, not a curated record
AUGGAACGGGUGAGGGAGCAGCGGCCGUUCUGCUCGCUCUCCAAGAGCCAGCGAGAGCACCGCGAGCGAGGCGGAGACCCCGAAAGCGAGUAUCGUUACAGCGUGGAGCGAGAGGAGACCAUCCGCGACGCCGGGACGCCAUCCUGCCGCGUACCCACGCAAAAGUCAUACAGCUCGAGUGAGACGCUUCAGGCCUUCGAGCAUGACCCGGCGCGUAUGCUCUUUGGGGGCCGGGUCAAGGACAUGGUCCGCCAGGAUAGCGCCGAAUACAGCCGGCCAGGGCAGACGUUCUCGCUGAGGCAGCUCGGCAUCUGCGAGCCCCGCCGAGGCCUGGCGCUAUGCCCCGAGACGGGCCUGUCGCACCCGCUCGGCACCUACGCCAGGGGUCCCGCGGUCACCUCUGAAGGACGCGAACCGCAGUCCCCGGAACGAACCGUCGCGCUUUGGGGCAAAGGGGGCCACAACUCGUGCCUCUCCAGUCGCUCCAACUCAGCGCUGACGCUCACCGACACGGAAAUGGACAACAAGUCGGACAACGAGAUGGGCGACCAUCUGUCCAGUCCUCAGGGUCCUCCCCCCCUGCCGCCUGCUCCCCCGCCGCCGCCCCAUAAGCAGCACCCCUCCAUCACGUCCCUGAGCCGCGGCUCGCUGGCCAAUCAGAGGGCCGCGAGCCCGCCGCCCGCUGCCGGCCUGGCGGCCGAUUUGCAGAGCACGGCGGAAUGCGUCCAGCUGCAGGACAGCUGGGUGCUGGGCAGCAAUGUGGCCCUGGAGAGCCGGCAUUUCCUGUUUAAGACUGGCACGGGAAGCACCCCGUUCUUUGGCGCAGCGGCCCCAGGCUACACCAUGGCAACGGGGACUGUGUACUCUACGCCAGCACGGCCGCUACCCCGUGGCAGCCUGUCCCGCGGCGCCUUCAAGUUCAAGAAGUCACCCAAGCACUGCUCCUGGAAGUGCACCGCCCUGAUCGCGGUGGCUGUUGCUGUGCUGCUUUCGGUCAUUCUCUGCUACUGCAUAGCGAUGCACCUUUUUGGCCUCAAUUGGCAGCUGCAGGAGUUGGACAGCCAGCCGGCGUUUGAAAACGGCGGAGUCGGGAAGGCUGGUCCCACACCGUCCAGCGCCGUCACGGCCCUCGCCGCCGAUGGAAGAACAAGCGUUCUACACCAGGAGAACAACUCUUUGGACUCUGGGCCUGUGGACGUUGGGAAGAGGGCGGGCCAAACCGUGCCACCAGGCGUGUUUUGGCGGUCCCAACUCAGUGUAGACAAGCCGUGCUUUCUCAAGUUCAACAUCUCUGUGCAGAAAAACGCCCUGAUCGGUGUAUAUGGGCGCAAGGGUCUCGCACCGUCUCACACGCAGUAUGACUUUGUCGAGCUCCUGGACGGCAGCCGACUCAUCGCCAGCGAACACCGCGCCUCGAGCGAGCCCGAGAGGGUAGCCCGCCCUGAGCACCAGGUGGUGGUCCACCAGGCGGGGUUCAUCCAGCAGUUUGACGCCGGCGUGUGGCACCUGGCUUUCUACAACGACGGCCGCACCGUGGAGACAGUGUCCUACAAUGCAAUUGUUCAAGAGUCUGUCACCGAGUGCGCACACAACUGCUACGGGAACGGAGAGUGCAUGGCGGGUUCCUGUCACUGCUUUCCAGGAUUCAUUGGACCGUACUGUUCUAGAGCUGCCUGCCCCGUUCUGUGCAGUGGUAAUGGCCAGUACACUCGGGGGCGCUGCCAGUGUUACAGUGGAUGGAAGGGCACCGAGUGUGAUGUAGCCUCAGGCCAAUGCGUGGACCCUCAGUGUGGAGGUCACGGAGUGUGCGUGGCUGGAAAUUGUGUUUGCAACACCGGCUGGAGGGGAAGCAACUGCGAACAAGUGGACUGCACGGACCCAAAGUGCUCUGGACAUGGCACUUGUCAUCACGGCGAGUGCCACUGCAACCCGGGCUGGGGCGGAAUCAGCUGCGAGAUCCUGAAGAGCACUUGUCCCGAGCAGUGCUCCAGUCACGGGACAUUCAACAUCGACUCUGGGAACUGUGUCUGUGAGGAUAACUGGACCGGUGCCGAUUGCUCCAUAGAGGUCUGCGUGGUGGACUGCGGCCCUCACGGCUCAUGCUUGGGCGGCUUGUGUCACUGCGAGGAGGGCUGGGCAGGUGCAGAGUGCGAGCAAAGGGACUGUCACCCGCGCUGCAUCGACCACGGGGUGUGUCGCGAGGGCAAGUGUGAAUGCCACCAAGGCUGGACGGGCGAGCACUGCACCAUCGACGGCUGCCCGGGCCUGUGCAACAACAACGGGCGCUGCGUCUUGGAUCAGAAUGUCUGGCACUGCAUCUGCCAGCCAGGAUGGCGGGGCCUGGGCUGUGACGUCGCCACAGAGACGCUCUGCUCGGACGGCAAGGACAACGAGGGAGACGGUCUGGUGGACUGCAUGGACCCGGACUGCUGCGCUCAGAUCUCCUGCCAGGGUCAGACGUACUGCAAAGGCUCGCAGGACCCGACUGCUGCCGCCGCUGCCUCACUUGGCCAGAAUUCGGCCGGCCAUCCCGCCUCCAAGAGCUUCUAUGAUCGUGUGGCAUUCCUAAUGGGGCCCAGCGGGAGUCAUGUGGUACCGGGGGAGAACCCCUUCAACAGCAGCCUGGUGUCAGUCAUCCGUGGUCAGGUCCUCACCGGAGACGGAACUCCGCUGAUCGGAGUCAACGUGUCAUUCCUGCACUACCCCGAGUAUGGCUCCACUGUCACCAGACAGGAUGGCAUGUUCGACCUGCUAGCAAACGCCGGUGCGUCGCUAACCCUGAUGUACGAGCGAGCGCCAUUCCCGAUACUGCGCCGGACCGUUUGGAUCUCUUGGAACGUAUUUCACGUGAUGGACACGGUGGUGAUGCGUCACAAGGAGAACAAUGACAUCCCUGGCUGCUAUCUGACGGGUCUGAGCCGGCCCGAGCCACUUGUAAUGGCCACGCCGCUCUCUACCUUAUACAAAACGUCACCAGAAGACAGCCCAGUCAUCCCAGAGACGCAGGUUCUUCACGAGCAAGUGGCUAUCCCGGGUAGCGAACUCAACCUGGUUUACCUGAGCUCACGGGCGUCUGGCUACAAGCCUCUCCUCAAGGUUUUGCUCACCCAGGAACGUCUGCCCUUCGGCCUGAUGAAGGUGCACCUGAUGGUGGCCGUGAUGGGUCGGCAGCUGCAGAAAUCUUUCCCGGCAUUCCCUGACCUAUCCUACACCUUCAUCUGGGAUAAGACAGACGCCUACAGCCAGAAAGUCUACGGCUUGGCAGAGGCUGUGGUGUCAGUGGGCUAUGAAUACGAGUCGUGUCUAGACGUAGUGCACUGGGAGAAGAGGACUGCAGUACUCCAGGGUUACGAGGUGGAUGCAGCCAACAUGGGAGGAUGGAAUCUGGACAAGCACCACGUUCUCGAUGUUCAGAACGGCAUUCUGUACAAGGGAACCGGCGAGAACCAGUUCAUCUCGCUGCAGCCACCAGUCAUUUCCACCAUCAUGGGCAACGGCCGCCGCCGGAGCAUCUCGUGCCCGAGUUGUAAUGGCCAGGCACUGGGCAACAAGCUGCUGGCACCUGUGGCCUUAGCGUGGGGCAUCGAUGGCAGCCUCUAUGUGGGUGACUUCAACUACAUCCGACGCAUCUACCCAUCGGGCAAUGUCACCAGCAUCAUGGAACUCAGAAAUAAAGACUUUAGACACAGCAACAACCCAGCACACCGCUACUAUCUAGCCACCGACCCGGUCACAGGCCAACUGUACGUGUCAGACACCAACUCACGGCGGAUCUACCGGCCAAAAAGCUUAUCUGGAACCAAAGACCUGCAGGCUAACGCUGAGGUUGUGGCCGGGACCGGAGAACACUGCUUGCCCUUUGACGACAACCACUGUGGGGAUGGCGGCAAAGCUCCUGAGGCCGCGCUCACUGGACCCAAAGGCAUCGCCGUAGACAAGAACGGCCUGAUUUACUUCGUGGACGGCACCACCAUCCGCAAGGUGGACCAGAACGGCGUCAUCUCCACCUUCCUGGGCUCCAACGACCUGACGUCAGCGCGACCGCUCACUUGUGACGACAGCAUGGACGUCAGUCAGGUUAUUCUGGAGUGGCCCACAGACCUGGCAGUGAGCCCGAUGGACAAUUCGCUCUAUGUACUGGACAACAAUAUAGUGCUGCGCAUCACCGACAACGGCCAAGUGAGCAUCGCGGCAGGACGCCCUGUUCACUGCCCGCUCUCCAUAUCAGAACGCGGCAUCGCCUCCAGCGGCCAAAGAGCACAGUUCACCCCGCUGGAGUCCGCGGCGUCCAUCGCCGUCUCCUAUCACGGCGCAAUCUACAUCGCCGAGACGGACGAGAGAAAGCUCAGCCGCAUCCGCAAGGUCUCGGUAGACGGCGAGAUCAUGCACUUAGCCGGGGCGCCAUCGGACUGCGACUGCAAGAACGACGCCAACUGCGACUGUUACCAAGCGGGCGACGGCUACGCCAAAGACGCCAGGCUCAACGCGCCGUCUUCUCUGGUGGCCGCACCGGACGGGACACUCUACGUGGCCGACCUUGGCAACAUCCGUAUCCGGGCAGUGUCUCGUAACGGUCCGGUGCCGACGUCCAACGGCUAUGAGGUGGCGUCCCCGGAUGCUCAGGAGCUGUACGUGUUUGACGGUAACGGCACGCAUCAACACACGGCCAGCUUACUCACCGGAGACUUCAAGUACACCUUCAGCUACAGCACGGAUAGCGACAUUACGGCGGUGACGGACAGUAACGGAAACACGCUGAGGAUACGCCGAGACUCCAGCCGAACUGCGGUGCGCAUCGUAGCGCCAGACAACCAGGUCAUCUGGCUCACCAUGGCCACCAAUGGUGGGCUGAGGUCUCUCACGGCGCAGGGAAAGGAGUUGGUUCUGCUCACCUACCACGGCAACAACGGGCUGCUGGCCACCAAGACCUCCGAAAUCGGAUGGACCACCUUCUACGACUACGACAGCGAGGGCCACCUAAUGAAUGUGACCUUCCCCACCGGCAUGGUGAACAACCUCUACACAGACAUCUACAGCGCCCUUACCGUGGACAUCGAGAGCUCCCUUAGCGAUGAGGAGAUCAGCAUCACUACCAACACUUCCAGCAUCCACGCCUACUACACCCUUUCCCAGGACCAAUGCAAAAGCAGCUAUCAAGUGGGCUUUGAUAACUCACUGCGUGUCACGUACGCCAACGGGAUGGACACCCACUACCAGACCGAGCCUCACAUCCUGGCAGGGGCCGCCAAUCCGACGGUGGCCCGGCGCAACAUGAGCUUGCCAGGCGAGAGCGGGCAGAAUCUAGUGGAGUGGCGAUUCCGCAAGGAGCAAGCGCGAGGGAAGGUCAUUGUGUUCGGACGCAAGCUACGGGUAAACGGACGAAACAUCCUCUCUGUCGAUUACGACCGCACCCUGAGGACGGAGAAGAUUUACGAUGACCACAGAAAGUUUCUCUUGAAGAUCAUAUACGACACAGCGGGGCACCCAGUGCUGUGGUUACCCAGCAGUAAGCUGCUACCAGUCAAUGUAAGCCGUACCAGCAAUGGGCAGAUCAGUACCCUGCAGAGGGGUCCUACCACUGAGAAGCUAGGCUACGAUGCGCAGGGACGCUUGGUGUCGCGGGUGUUCGCCGACGGGAAGAUAUGGAGCUACACCUACCUGGAGCAGUCUAUGGUCCUGCUGCUCCACAGUCAGCGCCAGUACAUCUUUGAUUUCGACUCUCUGGACCGCCUCUUGGGCAUCACCAUGCCGAGCGUAGCCCGCUACACCAUGCAGACGGUGCGCUCAGUGGGUUACUACCGUAACCUCUACCACCCUCCAGAGAGCAAUGCUUCUGUAGCCGUGGACUACAGCGAGGACGGCCUCCUGCUCAGAAUCUCCCACUUCGGCACCGGUCGCCGUGUGCUCUACCAUUAUCGACGCCAAAACAAAUUGUCGGAAAUCCUGUACGACAGCACGCGAGUCAGCUUCACCUACGACGAGACCGCGGGCGUCUUGAAGACGGUCAACCUUCAGAGCGACGGCUUUAUCUGCUCCAUCCGAUACCGGCAGGUGGGACCUCUUGUAGACCGACAGAUAUUUCGCUUCAGCGAGGACGGUAUGGUGAACGCCCGCUUCGACUACACCUACGACAACAGCCUGCGCGUCACUAGCGUGCAAGGCGUUAUCAACGAGACACCUCUGCCCAUUGACCUCUACCAGUUUGACGACAUCUCUGGAAAAAUGGAGCAGUUCGGCAAGUUCGGAGUUAUCUACUACGACAUCAAUCAGAUCAUCUCCACGGCAGUGAUGACCUACACCAAGCAUUUCGACGCACACGGCCGCAUCAAGGAAAUCCAAUACGAGAUCUUCCGCUCACUCAUGUACUGGAUCACCUUCCAGUACGACGACGUGGGUCGUGUCACCCGGCGAGAGAUCAAGAUCGGGCCCUUUGCUAACACUACCAAGUACGGCUAUGAGUAUGACGUGGACGGCCAGCUGCAGACUGUGUACCUGAACGAGAAAGUGACCUGGCGAUACACAUACGACCUCAACGGCAAUCUUCACCUGCUCAACGCCGGGAACAACGCAAGACUCCUCCCCCUACGCUACGACCUCAGGGACCGCAUCACCCGUCUCGGAGACAUUCAGUACCGCAUGGACGAAGACGGCUUUCUCCGUCAGAGAGGUGCGGAGAUCUUCGAGUACAACUCCAAGGGGCUCCUAGUGCGGGUGUACAGCAAAAGCAGCGGGUGGGCCAUCCAGUACCGCUACGACGGGCUCAGUCGAAGGGUCUCCUCCAAGACCAGUCUGGGCCAGCACUUGCAGUACUUUUACGCCGAUUUAAGCUACCCGGCCCGGAUCACGCACGUCUACAACCACUCGAGUUCAGAGAUCACUUCGCUGUACUACGACCUACAAGGCCAUCUAUUCGCCAUGGAAAGAAGCAGUGGCGAGGAGUUCUACAUCGCUUGCGACAACACCGGAACUCCUCUGGCUGUCUUCACCAGCAACGGUCUUCUGGUUAAGCAGCUGCAGCACACGGCCUACGGCGAGGUCUACUUCGACUCCAAUCCCGAUUUCCAGCUAGUGCUGGGCUUCCACGGAGGUCUGUACGACCCGCUCACUAAGCUGCUGCACUUCGGCGAGAGGGACUACGACAUCAUGUCUGGCAGGUGGACAGUGCCGAACGUUUCAACCCUGAGGGACGUCGGUAAAGAGCCGGCGCCUUUUAACCUCUACAUGUUCCGUAAUAACAACCCCAUCAGCAAAGUCCAAGAAGUGAGAGAAUAUGUGGCAGAUGUAAACAGCUGGCUGGUAACAUUUGGCUUUCACCUCCACAAUACCAUUCCUGGGUUUCCGGUGCCCAAGUUUGACAGCAGUUUGCCGUCGUACGAGCUGAGUAAAAGUCAGCUGUGGGAUGAUUUGCCGUCCAUUUCGGGGGUGCAGCGUGAAGUCACCCGUCAGGCUCAGUCGCUGCUGUCCUUUGAGCGUCUGCCUGAGGUCCACCUACGGCGAGGCCGUCGGGGCGAGAAGCCUUGGCUGUGGUUCUCCGCGGCGGGGUCCCUCGUGGGCCGCGCCGUUAUGUUCGCCAUCUUCAAGGGUAGUGUGCACGCGCACACCCUCAACAUGGCGGGCGAGGACUGCGUCAAGGUGGCGGGCAUCCUCAACAACGCUUUCUACCUAGAGGAGCUCCACUUCACGGUAGAAGGUCGGGAUACGCACUACUUCGUCAAGCCGGGGCUACCCGACAACGACCUGGCCACCCUGCACCUGACCAGCGGUCACAAGACGUUAGAAAAUGGCGUCAACAUCAGCGUGUCGCAGUCCACCACCGUCAUGGACGGACGCACGCGCCGCUUCGCCGACGUGGAGGUGCGCACCGGAGCAUUGGCGUUGCACGUACGCUACGGCGCCACCGUAGACGAGGAGAAGGCCCGCGUGACCGAGCUGGCCCGUCAACGGGCCUUGGCGGGUGCCUGGGCGCGCGAGCAGAGGCGUUUGCGCGACGGUGAGGAGGGCGGCCGGCCGUGGACGGAGGGCGAGAAGCGGCAGCUGCUGAGCGGGGGUAAGGUGCUCGGCUACGACGGCUACUACGCCCUCUCCGCCGAGCAGUACCCCGAGCUGGCGGACAGUGCCGACAACAUCCACUUUCUGAGGCAAAAUGAAAUCGGGAAGAGGUAA